This is a messenger RNA of Leptomonas pyrrhocoris, 1074 nucleotides long. RefSeq names its product putative mitochondrial NLI-interacting factor. The record is from RefSeq and is a predicted model, not a curated record. The transcript has a single exon. Gene Ontology annotation, molecular function: phosphoprotein phosphatase activity. The coding region runs from base 1 to 1074 and encodes 357 amino acids. Lineage: Eukaryota; Euglenozoa; Kinetoplastea; Trypanosomatida; Trypanosomatidae.
AUGCGCACGUCAAGGUGUUUAGGGCAGAGAGCCGCGGCGGCGGCCGAGCAGUCGUUACGCUCUGUGGUGGCCAUUGGACUCCGCCAAGAGUUCGAGCCGCAUUGGCCGGUGCCGCUCCCUGCACCACUUCCCAUGAACAAGGGCAAGCAUACUCUCGUGUUGGACAUCGACGAGACGCUCAUCCACACGUACGGGAUGAGCAAGCAUGACAGCUCCAAAGACACGUCACCCGACCCGGCCGUGAAUGGGAUACCCUUGGUGGACUACUACGUGAUGCUGCGUCCGCACCUGAAAGAGUUCCUUGACGAGGUGCAUCAGCUUUUCGAAGUGGUUUUCUGGACUGCUGGAACGGCGUCGUACUGCUGCGCGGUGCUGGACGCGCUUGAGCAGCAAGUGAUGGGCCUACAGCGCUCCUUCAACAGCCACAUUGAGCUGGCGCGCGAAAUACACCAGAAGAACAGCAGCACGAACCACACCAACUUCUACGCCCUGUCACGCACACAAACGCUGGAGAAGCAGGGGUACAUGAAAUACCUGCCGAUGCUGGGGCGAAAGAUGAGCGGAGUGGUGAUGCUCGACGAUAACGUGCGCAGCUUCCCGCUCACCCCCCGCAACGGCAUCCGCAUCGCCAGCUUUGAACCGGACGACGGCAUACUGCAGCGCUACAUGUUCGCGAUGCGCCGUCUACAGACGGAGAAGCCGGAGAAUUUGGAGCCGGCGAUGAUCGAGUGCAUUCAGCUAGGUCAGCAGGAGAUUGCGCGGUUGGAGCAGGACCGCAGUCUGCUGGAAGUGCUGCCCGUGCUGCGCGCCGUGGCGCAGGUGAAGACGGGCGAGGACGUGACGAAGGAGCUGGACCACUGGCGCGCGCCCGAUUACGUCCAGUGCGACGACUUCAUGGCUACGAUGAACCACCGCUCCAGCGUGCGGCGGAACAUUUUGGGCGUCACACUGCCGGAGCGCAGCGCCACCGCCAUUCCGCCGCCGAAGAACGUGGCGAUGAACACCGGCUUCACAGAGUCCGCCAAGGCGGAGAUGCACGCGCACCGCUCCCGGCCCGUGCCGUCCAGGUUGUAG